Messenger RNA from Clonostachys rhizophaga, 828 nucleotides. The record is from the annotation of a GenBank genome assembly. NCBI's taxonomy places the organism in Eukaryota, Fungi, Ascomycota, Sordariomycetes, Hypocreales, Bionectriaceae.
AUGAGUUUUCCAAAGCCAAUUCUCCUUGCCGCCACUCUGUUGCUGAGUGUUGUCAGCAGAACGGUGGCCGCUCCAGUCCCUUCCCUCGACCUUUUCCCUCGCGGCACCGGCGAGAUUGGAGAUUUUCUGGAAACUCGCGGCGAGGAUGUCUAUCUUCGAUUUCGUGAGGCAGGUGAAGAAAGUAAUAUCGGGGAGAUUACCAAACCCAAGUUCCCUAUGAAAUCCAAGACUACGAUCACCAAGACCAAGUCUCCUCGAAAGCCUACUCGUGCCAGAAAGCUCAAAGAGUCCAACAUCUGGACGAAAAAGGUUUCUGGGAAGCUCGGUGCCAAAAAUGCUGCUGCCAGCAAGGUUGCCGCACACAAAGCAAAGGGUUCCAGAAAGUCCACCUUUGAGAAAUAUGCCACUGGAGCCGAUUCGAAGAAGACCAAAUCACGCUCAGGACAAAGUCGUCAUAGAGGCCCAGAGCGCAAGGGAAAUGCGGGCGACCGCAACCAAGGGCCCCCCCGGAGGCGCAUGAGAAAACGCAACGACAAGCCACGACCCGUUUCUCCUCAAGGUUCAAACCCACCCUCCGGGCAUUCCUCGCGUGUUUCUGCGGAGAGCGACAGAUCAAAAACACCCAACCCACCACCGAGACCACAAACGCCCAGACCACAAACACCCAGCACAAGACCACCUAGCAACACCGCUCCGAAACCGCCUCUAAACUUGAACAAGCCACUUCCACCGACCCCUACCAAUAGGUCACCUUCACCCGGGCCUGCCAAUAGAAUUCAGAAUGCCAUCAAGAAGGUCAAAUCUUUUAUCAAGCCCAAGAGAGGCUGA